CUGGCCAGCGGCCAACGAUCCACAGACUCCAUCGGUGCCGGGGACCAAACGGCCCCGGGCUUCGGUCAUCCCAGCGAUGACGCUGCGCGCCGGCCGCUCGAGAGUAGAAACCACGGCUGGGAUGGGCGACUGCCCCCGUUCCUGAAGCGAGGCCCAACUGAGGGAACCUGUGCGCCACCAGUCACAGAGAGGCGGCCUGCCUGGCAGGGAAGAAGUGGCCGGCGCAGAGCUCGCACGCCACCAGAGGUGACGCGGCUCUCGCCUUCCACAUAG
Messenger RNA from Aspergillus novofumigatus IBT 16806, 273 nucleotides. RefSeq lists its product as uncharacterized. The record is from RefSeq and is a predicted model, not a curated record. The transcript is spliced from 2 exons. The annotation marks the transcript as partial. Lineage: Eukaryota; Fungi; Ascomycota; Eurotiomycetes; Eurotiales; Aspergillaceae.